Messenger RNA from Schistosoma mattheei, 3435 nucleotides. Lineage: Eukaryota; Metazoa; Platyhelminthes; Trematoda; Strigeidida; Schistosomatidae. The record is from the annotation of a GenBank genome assembly.
UAUAAAGGCACGCUCAGCGCGCGUUUGUUACUUGGUUUUGUGUUAGACGCUGAACAAUGCCCGAAUCAAUGGUUACUGAGCAACAACCUGAGGAAUUCGCGUUUCAGGCUGAGAUCGCCCAGCUUAUGAGCCUGAUUAUCAACACUUUCUACUCCAACAAAGAGAUAUUUCUUCGUGAGCUUAUAUCUAAUGCUAGUGACGCUCUGGACAAGUUGAGGUAUAAGAGUUUGACUGAUCCAUCAGUUCUUGAUUCCGGAGAAGAUAUGUAUGUCAAGUUGAUACCCAACAAGGAGGCUGGAACUUUGACUGUCCUGGAUACUGGUAUUGGUAUGACGAAAGCAGAUUUGAUUAAGAAUUUGGGUACGAUCGCUUCCUCUGGCACGAAGGCGUUUAUGGAGGCUCUGGCUGAUGGUGCAGAUAUAUCGAUGAUUGGCCAAUUUGGUGUAGGUUUCUAUUCUGCCUACCUUAUAGCCGACCGGGUUCAAGUAGUGACGAAAAAUAAUGAUGACGACCAGUACAUUUGGGAGUCGUCCGCUGGUGGAACUUUCACAAUCGCACCAGAUGACAGUGAGUUGCCAAAACGAGGCACUAAGGUGAUAUUGCAUCUCAAAGAGGAUCAACUAGAUUUUCUUGAAGAAAGAAAAAUUCGAGAUAUAGUGAAGAAACAUUCUAAUUUUAUUAACUAUCCAAUCAAGCUGGUUGUUAAUAAAGAGCGAACCAAGGAAGUGUCUGAUGAUGAGGCUGAAAAGACCGAGUCGAAAGAAGCUGACGAGUCUGAUGACAAACCGAAAGUCGAAGAUCUAGAUGAAGACGAGGAAGAGGAGAAUAAAGAAAAGAAAAAUAAAAAGAAGGUUGUGGAGAAGUUUACUGAAGAAGAGCAGCUGAACAAGCUUAAGCCGCUUUGGACGCGUAAUCCCGAAGAUAUAAAUACAGAAGAGUAUGCCGAGUUUUACAAGUCGCUUACUAAUGACUGGGAGGACCAUCUCGCGGUGAAGCACUUCUCUGUUGAAGGACAGUUAGAGUUCCGAGCGUUGCUGUUUGUGCCUAAACGUGCACCUAUAGACAUGUUUGAAGGAUCGCGUAAGAAGCGAAACAAUAUCAAAUUGUAUGUGCGAAGAGUGCUGAUCAUGGAUACGUGUGAUGAUAUGAUUCCUGAGUACUUGAAUUUCGUCCGCGGCGUUGUGGAUAGUGAAGACCUGCCUCUUAACAUAAGUCGUGAGGUGUUGCAGCAGAACAACGUAUUGAAGGUUAUUCGUAAGAGCCUGGUCAGGAAAUGUAUUGAGCUAUUUGAGGAGAUAGCGGAGGAUAAAGAUAACUACAAGAAGUUUUACGAGCAAUACUCGAAAAGCAUAAAACUGGGCAUCCAUGAAGAUAGUGUUAAUAGGGGGAAGCUGUCCGACUUACUGCGUUUCUAUUCCUCAGCUUCUGGUGAUGAAAUGAUCAGCAUGAAGGAUUAUGUAUCACGUAUGAAGCCUGAACAACAAGAUAUUUACUAUAUAACAGGUGAGUCAAAGCAAGCUGUAAUGAAUUCACCAUUCACUGAGAAGCUUACUCAACGUGGGUUCGAAGUGCUGUUCAUGGUUGAUCCGAUUGACGAAUAUGCUGUUACCCAUAUACGGCAAUACGAAAACAAGAAGUUAGUUUGUGUUACGAAGGACGGUCUUCAAUUACCUGAGAGUGAGGAGGACAAAAAGCAAUUCGAAGAGCUGAAGGCGUCGUUCGAAACGCUGUGCAAAGAGAUCCAGCAAAUCCUUGGCAAGAACGUUGAGAAAGUUAGUAUUUCGAAUCGACUUACCAAUUCCCCAUGUUGUGUUGUGACUUCAGAGUUUGGCUGGUCUGCUAACAUGGAGAGGAUCAUGAAAGCUCAGGCACUCCGGGAUUCCUGCACGAUGGGUUAUAUGGCAGCCAAGAAACAGCUAGAGCUGAACCCGUACCACCCUAUGAUCAAAGCCUUGAAACAACAGUUUGAGAGUGGCAGUUCAACCAAACUUGUUAAGGAUCUUGUGCAACUGUUGUUCGACACCGCACUUCUCUCUUCAGGAUUCUCACUGCCUGAUCCCAAGAUACACGCUAAGAGCAUUCACCAUAUGGUUUGCAUGUGCCUGGAUAUUCCUGAUGAUGAAAUAAAGGCGAACGAAAUCCCGAGUAACGGUAUCCAGAAAGAUGUUGCACCGGAAGCUACAGUUGACGAAGAUGGUAUGGAAGAAGUGGAUUAGCGUGUUUGCAUUUUUGUAUAUAACCGGUGACUAAUAAACUUUGCUCUCAAAUUGAUUGUUUUUUCUAUAUCGACUAAAUGCGAGCGUGUCGCUACGUAAUAAGUUCCAUCCAACAUUUGCGUACAAGCCUAGAAGAAUAGGGGGUGUUCGGACGGGCAUAGAGUGCCUGGAGGUUGGUGUAUUAGCCUACGUGUUCGGAUACUAGCGCCAUUAAGCGACUGUCCAAAUUAGUUUAUGUUAGCUUGCGGGUAGCGUAGCGCGCUAAUACAUUUGCCCAAGAAUUAAGGUUGCGAAUGAGGAAUGGCCCACGUUAAAGAAUCCUUAGUUGCUUGAUUUUAGGUCCAGGACUCGUUGUUUGCGAGCAGUGAAUAUUGUUGUAUAGUGUCUGGUCGCCCAGUGUAUGAUAAUAGUCGGUUGAAUGGAAUGAUAAGACUUCGUCAAACGUUGUUGAGACUACUGAGAAGUUUGUUGAAGACAAGUGACUCGUGCUCUGGGGCUGUAAGUGGAUUUGCUCGAAGACUCAGUUAAGUGAGAUGAUUUCAUCUGAGACAGUAAAUAUUUAGUUGAGUAGUCUGAACAGCCUGCAGUUACUAGUUAGUUGUUUACUGCCCGACAACAGAUGGGAUGUAAAAUGGGUAAGGAUGACAAUGCACGUGUUUUGUAUAGUAUUUCACUUUGGAAUAUACAGGUUGAUGAAAUGUAAUAAGCAUUUAUUUGGUUUUCAGAAGUGCCUAUGUGUAAUCGAGUCCGUUGAUCGUCACAGUGUGUCGAAGAACGGAUGAUCGAUCAGUUGGAUAAUCCUGCAUAUGAAGGUGGGUUUAUUAUAAGUUUUAUCUAGUCGCCGGAGCUAUAAGCCUUUGAACUUUAUAAGUGACUGGGUGUCUUUGAAUUCCGCGAAACGAGGUGUGAAGUUGUUCGGAGAUGCCUACUCGAAACUGAACUAGAAGUGAUGUUUGUGUAUUCAAUAAGUGGAAUGGGAGGGACAGUGUAUGUAUAUAGUAUUCUUACACUAGUUUCAAUUUGAAGUCAACUAGUGGCGCAGUCAUGUCGCAUUCAUGUAACUAGUUUUGCGGUGAGUUAACGAAGCUUCCUGUGAGAACAGUCGUGCUUUCAAGACGAAAUGAAUCUGCAUGUUAUUUAGUUUGAAUUUGGAAACAACAGAAGACUGGAUGUCCUGUAUUAGUCUUGGCAAUGGUGGUCUCUCAGUUGAUCCAACUUU